AUGAAUUUCAUGUCCUUUAAGAUCCCAGAUGGUAUUGGCAGCUUGGUCAAUCUCUCAACUCUGUCUAUGAGUAGGAACAAUUUCUCCGGUGGAAUUCCAUCGUCAAUUCAAAAUCUAACAAAUCUCGAAACCCUUGAGCUUGAGAAUAACAGUGGCUUGUCAGGUGAGAUUCCCACAUGGCUGUUCCGUCUUCAGAAGCUGAGGAAACUGCGGCUCGGAGGAAACAAACUCCAAUGGAACAAUAAUGGUUCUAUCUUUCCACAGUCUAAGUUAACACAUCUGUCACUUAGUUCUUGUGGCUUAGAAGGGAAAAUUCCGGAUUGGCUCAAGAAUCAAACAGAUCUUUCUUUCUUGGAUUUGAGCUUGAAUAGACUCGAAGGAAGCUUCCCCAAAUGGCUGGCUGAUCUGAAAAUGGGAAAUAUAAUCUUGUCAGACAACAGACUCUCAGGUUCACUGCCUCCUAGUUUGUUUCAGUCUCUGAGGUUAUUCGUUCUUGCGCUAUCAAGAAACAACUUCUCUGGUCAUAUCCCUAACACCGUUGGAGAAACAUCACUUAUGAUACUGAAGCUGUCUGAAAACAACUUCUCAGGAUCAGUACCAAAGUCUAUAGCAAAUAUUUACAGGCUGCUGUGGCUGGACUUGUCAAAGAACAAGUUAUCAGGCGAAUUCCCAAGAUUCAUUGCUUGCAUUGCUCGACAUAUCUUCGAACGAGUUCUCUGGAGAUGUUCCAGCUUCUUUCGGGUUAAACACCCUUUAUCUCCAGGCUAUCUCAAUCUCUUGAGGUUCUUAAGAAACAAUUCCCUCAAAGGUUCAAUCACAGAAGACAUAUCAACUCUCACAAGUCUCAAGGUCUUAGAUCUCUUUGAGAACAGCCUCGAUGGAAAUCUUGGCAAUCUCACAGGCAUGGUAGAAUCUCCCACGAGCUCAUCUUCAAUUGUUUCUAGCUUCAUUUCCGAAAUAACCGACUUAUCAGAGACCGAAUCACAAGACUUGGAAGUGAUUUGGAAGAGAGUAAAGCAAGUUAUUUCCAACAGAAACUUUUACCUCUACACUGUCUUAGACCUCUCCAAGAACAAGCUACGCGGAGAAAUCCCAACUUCUUUAGGCAAUCUCAAGAGCCUGAAGCUUUUGAACCUCUCACACAACGACAUCUCUGGAUCGAUCCCACAAAGUUUUGGAGGUCUCGAGAAGCUAGAGAUCUUAGACGUUUCGUACAACAACCUCUCGGGAAAAAUCCCGCAAACGUUGUCCAGGCUCAGCGAGCUGGAUGUUUUGGAUUUGAGCAACAACAAUCUUUCAGUAUCAUGCUCCACAACACGGACAGAGCAGCAGCCAAAAGAAGAAGAUGACGAGGAGAAAGAAGCAACAGUUCCAUGGGAAGCUGUAGUCAUAGUUGGCUGUUUCAGAGAUUCAACACCACGGCGAUCUCCAAAGAACAGAGGAUUCAAGGACAAAGUGAUCCAGUUACCAAUUCCGCAUGAGGAGAUGACCACUGAAAAAUGA
Brassica napus (rape) is the source of this 1503-nucleotide messenger RNA. RefSeq names its product receptor-like protein 46. Gene Ontology annotation, cellular component: plasma membrane. The record is from RefSeq and is a predicted model, not a curated record. Gene Ontology annotation, molecular function: protein binding. Gene Ontology annotation, biological process: hormone-mediated signaling pathway. The transcript is spliced from 4 exons. Lineage: Eukaryota; Viridiplantae; Streptophyta; Magnoliopsida; Brassicales; Brassicaceae. Bases 1 to 1503 code for a protein of 500 amino acids.